Messenger RNA from Salarias fasciatus (jewelled blenny), 802 nucleotides. Its product is annotated as elongation factor 1-beta-like. Bases 77 to 760 code for a protein of 227 amino acids. The transcript has 7 exons. NCBI's taxonomy places the organism in Eukaryota, Metazoa, Chordata, Actinopteri, Blenniiformes, Blenniidae. Gene Ontology annotation, biological process: translational elongation. The record is from RefSeq and is a predicted model, not a curated record. Gene Ontology annotation, molecular function: translation elongation factor activity; guanyl-nucleotide exchange factor activity. Gene Ontology annotation, cellular component: cytosol; eukaryotic translation elongation factor 1 complex.
CGGGUAUAAAAGCGGCUCCCCCCGCCUCCCGCUCCUCCUUCUCCUCCUCUCACGGCUCCUCCGGAUCUCCUUCGCCAUGGGCUUCGGUGACCUGAAAUCCCCCGCCGGCCUCAAAGUGCUGAACGGCUUCCUGUCGGAGCGCAGCUACAUCGAGGGGUUUGUCCCAUCUCAGGCUGAUGUGGCGGUCUUCGAAGCCAUCUCGUCCCCGCCCCCUGCAGACCUGUGCCACGCUCUCCGCUGGUACAACCACAUCCGGUCCUACCAGAACCAGAAGGGCAGUCUGCCAGGUGUGAAGAAGCCUCUGGGGCAGUACGGCCCAGCCGGCGUGGCCGACGCCACCACGGGCCCCGCCCCUGCAGCCGAUGAUGAGGAGGAGGACGACGACGACAUCGACCUGUUCGGGUCUGAUGACGAGGACGCCGAAGCCGCUCGUCUGAAGGAGCAGCGGGUUGCAGAGUACGCCGCCAAGAAAGCCAAAAAGCCCGCCCUCAUCGCCAAAUCCUCGCUCCUAUUGGACGUGAAGCCGUGGGAUGACGAGACGGACAUGGCCAAACUGGAGGAGUGUGUACGGAGCAUUCAGAUGGAGGGACUCGUCUGGGGACAGUCCAAACUGGUCCCGGUCGGAUACGGCAUCAAGAAGCUACAGAUCGGAUGCGUGGUGGAGGACGACAAGGUGGGCACAGACAUACUGGAGGAUCAGAUCACAGCGUUCGAGGACUUCGUUCAGUCGAUGGACGUCGCUGCGUUCAACAAGAUCUAGAACAAAUGUUGCAUUAAUAAUAAAAAGCACUUGAAACACAAG